Dothidotthia symphoricarpi CBS 119687 is the source of this 4752-nucleotide messenger RNA. RefSeq lists its product as uncharacterized. The coding region runs from base 217 to 4752 and encodes 1511 amino acids. The record is from RefSeq and is a predicted model, not a curated record. NCBI's taxonomy places the organism in Eukaryota, Fungi, Ascomycota, Dothideomycetes, Pleosporales, Dothidotthiaceae. Gene Ontology annotation, molecular function: protein binding. The transcript is spliced from 3 exons.
CGACUUUUCCACCGCCCCGAGCAGCUCAAGCAGCAACCCCCAGCCGGCCCACGCUCUUUUGCUUCUGCAUCUGCUGCUGCACCUGCGCCUGUGCCUGUGUCUGCUCUACCUCCCCGGCUUCUCAUGCCUUUGUGAGCCUUCGAAUCGCACCCGUCGCGCCAGCUCGGCCUGAACCUGCACUGCUCCUCUACGCGACCUGACCGCCCACGCGCCAACAUGGCUUUCGCAGGCAAUGCGCCGGCUGCCGUCGUGGCCAGCGAGGUUUCCGACAUCGAGACAGAGCACAUCGCCCUCAAAGCCCUCGCCCAGGCCAAGAAGCUCAAGCUGCUGCCCACGCCCUGGUCCUCGGCCAGCGUGCCCCCUCCGUCGGCCACCCUGCUCUCCAUAGCCUCCAGGCCCGGUCUGCUCGCUGCCGCCGGCCCCGACACCCUCGUCGUCACGUCCACCGAGACUGUGCGCAAGGCCUUUUCCAAAGACGCAGACAACGAGGACGUCAUUUCAGACUUCGCGCCUGAUGUCACCCUGCCCGUUCCCACCCUCCGCCAUGUCGUCUUCUCUGCCGACGGCGAUUUCCUCGUCAUCUCAGCCGAGACCCAGGGAGGGCUGGCUGUGUUUGAGACGGCCAAACUCAUGGGCCAACAAAAGAACCCCGAGCGUCAGAUCGCAACCGACGGGACCGCAGUGCGCGCACUUGUGCCCAAUCCAGCUGCGACAACAGAACACUACAUGGCCGUUGUCCUCGACUCGGGCAAGCUCAUCAUAGCCAACAUUGACGAUGGAGUGUCAAAGGCGAUCAAGAACGAAGGCGUGCACUGCGUCGCAUGGAGUACGAGGGGCAAGGCGGUCGUGGCUGGUCUGCAGGACGGGACAUGCACUAUACUCAUGAGCAGCGGAGAUGUCAAGGGGACCGUCCCUCGUCCCCCUGGCGUGGAGCAGGGCUGGAUUGUUUCUGGCCUGUAUUGGCUGAACAACGAGGAAUUUCUCACGAUCCACUCCCCCGGACGGUCACACUUGCAAGACAACGAGGAUAGCAAAUACCACAUCGUCAAGAGCAACAAGGGCUGGACUUCGUUCGAAUUCCACCAAACGCCCUGGGACCCGCUCCUUCCUUCGCAAGACCUGCCGCCCCGUACUUUUCCUCCGCGAUUUUCCUUCUCAAGGUUGCGGAACUGGGAGCCGGAUCUCGAUGACAUGAUCAUCUUGACUUCUUCACACACAGAGUCGGUUACUUUGUUCACCUCGACUAGCAAGAACAUAUCACCAUAUCAGGAGACCUUGGGCGAGUACAUGAUGACAAAUCUCGACGAAAAGUUUCAGGCAACGCUGCCCCGGAGGGUCUUUGGCGAGGAAGGAGACAGUGCCUUGAUUGGAGCGGCUCUGGACCUUUCUAGCACAGAGAAGAUACUGCGCCCUAUUGCAUCACUGGAAGAGAUCGAGCAAGCGCCCUGGCCGUUGCCUGCGUACAUGACCCUCACCCAUCAGGGCAUCCUCUCAGCGUACUGGGUUGCAUGGAAUCGGUCCAUCGAGGCCGGCACACGCUAUCCCGGCCUCAUCUUUGGUAGUGAGGAAACCAAGCCGGAGGCUGUCUCCACUCCAAAGGCGGCUCCUCCUUCUGCCUCGCAGUCCAGGUUUGGUUUUGGCCAGCCUGCCAACAGCUCUCCAUCCACGCAGGCGGGCGGUUCGUUCGGCAAGCCAGCAGCAUCUACAUUCGGGACUCCUUCCACGCCCAAGUAUGGCUCUACGGGAUUCGGCUCCACAACACCAGGUUUUGGGACAUCUACAACGCCAGCCUUUGGGCAAUCUACAACACCCGCCACUUUUGCAAAGCCCGCUCCGCCAGCUUUUGGGCAGUCGACAACACCCGCUUUUGGAAAACCUGCUCAGCCAGCCUUUGGUUCCGCUUCGUCGAUUGGCGCUGGAGGCAACUCGUCCUUUGGCACAACCGGAGGAGUGGGCAACAAGCAGUCUCCGUGGGGCGCAGCUCCAUCAGCUUCGCAGACUCCUCCAGCCGCUGCAAAUCCCUUCUCCAGCGCUGCGAACGGUUCAUCAGGAUUCGCCAAGUUCGGCCAGACCAACGGAGGCUCCGCAUUCUCUAGCUUUGGUAGUCCCAGCAGUGCUCAGUCAGGGUUUGGUUCAUUAGGGCAGGCCAAGCAGUCCAGUUUCGGCAGUCUUGGUGGUGGCGCUCAGUCAGGGUUCGGUGCUAUGGGACAGGGUCCGCAAAAGUCCGCAUUCUCAGGAGCACCCAAUGGGGCUAAGACCGAGCCUAGCUUUGGCUCUACAGUGACUGUGGGCUCCAGUACUGGGUCUACACUCCCGUCUUUCGCCAACACUCCCUCGCAACAGGGAAGCUCUGUGUUUGGGAAACCUACGUCCUCGUUCGGAUCCAACAAAGCGUCAGAUGCGAGCGACGAGAAUCGAAAGAGGGAUGGUGCCACGCCAACCGCGCAGGCUCCCCAGCCGCAACAAUCAAAAGGUCUUUUUGGUCUUGCUGGAGGGUUCAAGCUUGGGACUUCGUUCUCCAGCGACGGAACUGCAAAGGACGAUCCAGCGAAACCUGCGGCUCCCUCCAAUGGGUCUUUCUUUGGAAGUGACUUCUCCUCUACCCUCAGUGGUACCUCGAAAAUCCCAGCGACCCCAACGGAGCAACCUGGGAAGACCUCGCCUUGGGAUGUCUCUACUACACCUGCCUCGCCGCCAAAACAGCAGAAGUCGCUCUUCUCAAGCGCCACGCCUGCAAGAGAGAGCGCUACGCCUAAAGCACCACCGCCAGCCAAGGAGAAAGCCCCUGCUUCGAACGAUGCACCGCUUCCACCGGAUUUCAUUACCACCAAACCAUCGAAACCUGUCGAUGACGAUCUUCCGCCUAUUGCUGGAAGUCCUCCCGUUAAUGUUGAGGCCCCUAGCUCCUCGCCCGAGGCAUCACCGAUUGGCGAUGAGGAUGAUGAGGAAGAAUUCUCGGUUGAAGAGGCGGAAGACGACGAGGAGGGUGAGGCAGAUAUGGAUGAGGGGUCGGAAGAAAGCGGAGAUGAGGAGGACGAAGACGAGGAAGAAUCCCCUUCCAAGGUGGCACCUGUCUCUCGACCUUUGAAGCUCGGGAACUACGCAAUCCAAGACAGUGUCAACAACUCGCCGCAUAGCUACCCACCUGCACCAACACCUCCAGUCAAGUCAGAAGCGACGUCUCGGUCUGGGAGGAGUAUAUCUCCACCUAGACCUUCACUCUUUGGCGAGGUUCCCAAGCCCAGCAGUAGUCAAUCGCGACCAGGCUCAUCACUGUUCGGCCAACAGGCGCAGAAAGCACCAUUCUCCCUUGGUCAACCCAGCAAGGCGAACCAACCUUCUGCACCAGCGAUGCCAGUAUUCCCACCUCCAACGAACCGCGUCAAGGAGGACCUUCGCUCACCUAGUCCCAUGCGCUCUUCCUCGACGUCUGCUCUCCGAACGCGAAGAGAGCCUCUAGCUGCUCCCGGUAGCUCAUUGAGUGCUUCCCUUCUGAACUCGAAACCACCGACACCACAGCCGCAGGUUUCUGAUCUGGAAGACGACGAAGCUGAGCGUAUGCAUGCUCAACUAGCGCAGGAAGUUGAGCCAAGGCGGACGCUGGAUCAGUUUGUCGCCUACCAAAACUAUGCUGGCGGUUCCAACAACAAGACUGGGUCCGCUGCACAGAUAGAAAUGGUGUACAAGGACCUCAAUGGCAUGGUUGACACGCUUGGCUGGAACGCACGGUCGUUGAAGGCAUUCACACAAUACCACAAGCAACCUCAACAGGGCCAUGAGGUCAGUCGAGAAGCGCUUGACGAGGUGGAGAGUGACGGCGUGGACGAUUCAUGGUUUGAGAAGUGGAAUCUCUGCGAGAUCGAGGACCUGAAAGCGCUCGAGGAUGAGCUCGAACGAGGAUUGGAUGCCGGUCGAGUAGGCGACGUCUUCGCAAAGCUGAACCUGCUCGGCCGUCUGCUCAACGAGAAAGCAAAGUUCAUGACCCGCCUCAACGACAUCCGCCGGCAGAUCGUCAACCGCAAAGACCCGGACAAACUCGACUCGCUGCGCAAAGCCCCCCUCCCCAAGGAACUCGCCGACAGCCAAAAAGCCCUGCGAAACGACUACGCGCGCCUGCUCACCCUCCUCAACCAAGCCGAAGAAGGCGCCUUCGUGCUCCGCUCCCGCCUCGCGUCCCACAACGCAGACCAGGGAAAAACAGCAGCUGUCCCCACCAUGGACGCCGUCAAGAAAACAGUCAACAAAAUGAUCGCCCUGGCGGAAAAACGCACAAACGAUAUCGCUGUCCUAGAAGCUCAGAUGCGCAACCUAGGCCUCGCGGAUCUGUCCUCCUCCCGCGCUUCCCUCUCCUCCACUACCUCCUCCUCCCGCGCCCCAGGCACUACUACACCCCGUCGCGGACGCACACCCGCGCUCCGCAAUAGUACCGCGGCAGCUACGCCCUUCGCCACGCCGCCCACCAGCCGCGCGAAAAUGAGUCUGAGCGAAUUGAAUCGCCGCGCUAUGACGCCUGGUGUUGACGACGAUAACGACAACGACGACGCGACGCCCACGGGUAAACCGUACGGACUCUUCUACACACCACUAGCUGGGGGUGGGCCGGCACCCAAGCGCGAAUUGGCCGGCUUGGCGGAUCUGGUGGAUGAUAAUCUUGACGCGCUGAGGGGGAAGGCGGGUAGGAGGAGGGUUGUUGCGAGGGGGUUGAGGGGCGCGCUGGUUGAGAGGGGGGUGAGGUGUUCGGGGGUUGCUUAG